AUGGCCAACAAUUCAAAAGAUCCAGCCGAACACCACAUCCAAGCACAAAACAUAAUCGUUAUCCAUCCUGGAUCGCACUACCUACGCAUUGGCCGUGCGUCCGAUGUAAAUCCCGUCCGAAUCCUGCACGCGAUUGCACGACGACGCAAAUCUGGCGGAGAUGUCCAUAGAGACGGUGUGCUUCCGCCGGUAGUUGAGAAAACAAAGGAAUUACUUCAAGAGCUGGAAGAUUGCCGGCUGCAGAUAACGCACACACUACAAUCGUGCGUACAGUCGAACGGCCAGCGUCGAUAUGCCACUCCACCGCAACAGAUAGCCGCGUUCAAUAGACGGUCACAGCCGGAAUUGGUUGCGGACAGUGAAACCGAGUGGCACGAUAAGCAUGGAAGUGACGUUGUGAUAGGGGAGGAUGUGCUGCUGCUAAAACCGGACGGUGAUUAUAAUGUCCAUUUUCCAAUCCGACGAGGCGAGCUGAAUCUGCACGGUGGAGUUGGUGGUUCACUGUUCGGUGUUAUGACAGAUUUGCAGACGAUAUGGGAGUAUGUGCUUCACACACGGCUCCAAAUCGAACCGAGUGAAAUGCGGCAGUACCGGGCAGUACUGGUAAUACCGGAUAUUUACAACCGUGCACAUUUGCGAGAGUUUGUUACGCUGCUGCUGAAUCACAUCGGGUUUGGGUGUUGUUUUUUGGUGCAGGAUCAUGUAGCGGCCACAUUCGGCGCCGGUCUCGGGUACGCCUGUGUCGUCGAUGUUGGCGACGAAAAAACAUCCGUCUCGUGCGUGGAGGAUGGUAUAUCGCAUCCAAACACACGGGUACGAUUCGAUUACGGUGGAGCGGAUGUAACGCAGGUGUUUUACUGGUUGCUACAGAAGUGUGCUUUUCCCUACCGGGAGUGUAACGAACGGACGCCCCUGGACGGUAUACUAUUGCGCCGGUUAAAGGAAGACUUUGGACACGUAAAUUUGGACGUUUGUGGUUCGCUUGAAAAAUCAUUCGCCGUGCAGCACCCCGGACAGGCGAAACGUAACUACACGCUACAAGUAGGCGAUGAAGCGAUGGUUGCUCCGUUAAGUAUUUUUUUCACCGAACUGCUAGCGAUAACUGGUGCGAAUCGAACUGCACCGAAAACACAGAAGGGCUGCUCAUCACAACCACAUCCGGAAGAUUGUUUCGAUGCCGAAUAUUUAAGAGAAACUGGACGUCGCAAUAAGGAAAACCUGGAGCAGUCGGCCAUCGACAGCGGUACCCUAGCAAACACGGAAGCACCCGACGAAGAUCUCGUGGUGGAUGGAUUGGACCAGGAACGUGAACCAAAAUCUAACGAUCGAGAUUAUCUGCUUCCCGGUGGACAACUGGUCGGACUCGAUCAAGCCAUCAUACAAAGCAUCGAACGUUGCUCGAGCGAUGAGCUGAAACGCAAAAUGUACGGUUGCAUUUUAAUUGUUGGCGGUGGGAUCAAGUUUCCCGGCAUUGGCAGUUGGCUGCAGUGCCAGGUGGCAAGCAAAAUUCCACCCGCCUAUCGGACGGAGCAGAGCAUCGUUUCGAGCCCGAAAGACAUGGAUCCGGAAAUUACCAGCUGGAAGGGUGCUGCGGUAAUGUCGUGCCUGGAAAGUGUGGUGGAGCUGUGGUUGACCGAACCGGAAUGGACCCGGUAUGGGUUGCGCAUUUUGCGUGAGAAGGCCGUCUUUAUGUGGUAG
Anopheles maculipalpis is the source of this 1698-nucleotide messenger RNA. It is a transcript of the gene Arp8, whose product is annotated as actin-related protein 8. The coding region runs from base 1 to 1698 and encodes 565 amino acids. Gene Ontology annotation, biological process: double-strand break repair; regulation of DNA-templated transcription. NCBI's taxonomy places the organism in Eukaryota, Metazoa, Arthropoda, Insecta, Diptera, Culicidae. The transcript has 4 exons. Gene Ontology annotation, cellular component: Ino80 complex. The record is from RefSeq and is a predicted model, not a curated record.